GUUUCUAUUGCUACCAAUGAAAGGGAAGCCUGUAUCUUGUUGAAAACCAGACAAGAGAAACGAACGAUCAGAUCCCCUUUUGUCGUUUUAAGCUUAAGAAUUAGAAAUGAGCGAGCUUCAGAAACCCAAAUCGAAAAGACAAGAAGAAGAAGAAGAAGAAGAAGGUAAUAAUGUCGGUUGCAGAGAAGAGCAGGAACAAGCCCUUGUCGCUUUAGUAGAGCACCGUUCAGCUGAGACAGAGCGUCUCAAGCAUCACAUAUCUAACUACCAAGCCAAGCUUAUUGAAGCAGAAAGAAGUCUGAGAGAUUCAAAAGCUAAGCUAGCUAACCUUCGUGGUCAUGAUGAUGGAGUUUCGGUUCCAUCUGUUAGUAGUGCAAAGAAAGAGAACCCAUUAAAGACUUUGAGAAAUGUUAAUGAUGAUGAAUCUACAAGAAACGUUACUCCUUCUAGGAAAGAGUAUCAUAACUCCUCUCUUCCUACAAGUAAUAGUAGUAUCUCCAAGUCCAAGACCAACACUCCUGUUGUUGUGAAGCAAAAGCCUGAAACAUCUUCUCGUGACAGUAUCUCCAACUCCAAGUCCAAAACUGUUGUUGUGAAACAAACAUCUUCUCGUGAUAGUCCUAAUCUUAAAGCUAGCAGAGAUCGGGAUAGAGGGACGAAAAGGAAGUUCGAGCAAAAGGAGCAUAAAGAGGUGAUUCGGUUUAUAGCUAGAAACUCUUCACCAACUACAAUCAAGUGUAAUUCUAGCAACCAAAUCUCCAGUCAGCACAAGAGGAAGUUAAGAAGCUUGAUUCUCUGCCCUGUAAAUGAGCAGCUGUUUGCAACAAGUUCUCUGGAUGGCAUGGUCAGUUUAUGGCAACUCCAACCUGGAAGAUUGGCUGCAUCAUUGCUUAGUACCACGGACUGUUUAUCUCAAAAACAAAGAAGAUGGGGAGAAGACAUGGCCUGGCACCCAUCCGGGCACACCCUUUUCUCUGUAUACACUGCAGACGAUGGUGAUUCUCAGAUAUCCAUCCUAAAUUUGAACAAGACCCGCGGGGUAACUUUCCUGGAGAAUAAACCACACGUGAAAGGGAUAAUCAACAACAUAAAGUUCAUGCCGUGGGAAAACACAUGCUUUGUAACGGGAGGGAGUGAUCACGCCGUUGUUCUAUGGAACGAGAGUGAUGAUGAUGAAGAAAACAAAUGGAAGUCGAAAACUCUACACAGGAAUCUGCAUUCAGCCGCUGUGAUGGGAGUUGAUGGGAUGAGGAACAAGAACGUCGUUUUGUCGGUUGGAGCAGACAAGAGAAUAUACGGGUUUGAUGUUCAAGUUGGUAGAGCAGACUACAAGCAUCAGAUAGAGUAUAAAUGCAUGAGCGUUCUCUCCAACCCUUGUGACUUCAAUCUGUUUAUGGUUCAAUCCGGGGAACCGGAGAAACAGCUUAGAUUGUUUGAUAUCAGAUUAAGGAGAACGGAGCUUCAUUCGUUUGGUUGGAAGCAAGACAGUAGUGAAUCACAAUCAGCUUUGAUAAACCAGUCUUGGUCUCCUGAUGGUUUAUACAUCACCUCCGGUUCAGCUGACCCGGUUAUCCAUCUUUUUGACAUCAGGUACAAUUCUCGUAAACCGACGCAGUCAAUAAAAGCUCAUCAGAAAAGAGUGUUUAAAGCGGAAUGGCAUUACUCUCAGCCACUUCUUAUCUCCAUAUCUUCUGAUCUCAACAUUGGUCUGCACAAGAUUUCAUGACCACUCUGAGAUAUCUCAUAUGUUUCUUUUUUACUAAUCAAGGUUCAGUAUAGUAAGCUUAAUGUUGGCUUAGUUAUCAUUACAAAUUCAAAUAGAUUUACAAACCAAUUCUUAUUUACAGGCAUCAACAUCAUUUACAUGGGGAACUGAAUUGAAAGCUUGUCUUGAUCUUCCUAUUAAUUUCAGUUCUAUAAAUGAUUAUUUAACCUUACUGCUGUGCUCUGCCUCUAGUAGUUGUGAUUUCACAAUUUUUUUUUAAUU
This is a messenger RNA of Brassica napus (rape), 1987 nucleotides long. RefSeq names its product protein tipD. NCBI's taxonomy places the organism in Eukaryota, Viridiplantae, Streptophyta, Magnoliopsida, Brassicales, Brassicaceae. The coding region runs from base 107 to 1726 and encodes 539 amino acids. The transcript has 8 exons. Gene Ontology annotation, molecular function: protein binding. The record is from RefSeq and is a predicted model, not a curated record.